AUGAACGACAGCAAACAAACACCACUCAACAAUCCCAAACAAGGAGUUCAAGCAAAAUCUUCGAACAACAGAAACUGCAUGAAGAAGGACGAAGGGAGUAAAAAACAGCAGAAGGUACGCAGAGGGUCUGAUCGUUCGUCAAAAAUCAGAAGUCAGAAGGACGAGACAACACCAGAAAUCGAGUGUUACGCUGAAUAUUGUGCAGCUGCUCAUAAGCACUGGUUCCAUGUCUCGCAGCAUGAAGCACCGAACACCCUCGCACAGAUGCAAAAGGCCAUUAAGGCUCGGCAGCUGCAGAUGCCACGAUUGGUGACGGAAGGGGACUACAUACAUAAAUCCGCGCCUGGCAGGAUAUUGUCACACGGAACGGCGAGAAUUUUAACUAGACUAUCGGAAGCUGAACGAAGCAGGGAUAGCCAGCCAAUCCCUCGGAUCGACGACACUCUUGUAUGCACUUUCAGAACUCUAGUGAAAUCCUUGCCUCGUCCCCCUGGAGAAUAUCAUUGUGUUCGGCCAGACACCGGAAGAACAUAUAACCCGCCUGAGAGAGGCGUUCGUACAAUUCAGGCAAGCAGACUUGAUACGGAUUCCAGUGAUGACAAUUUUGGGGCAAUUCCGUCGUAA
Soboliphyme baturini is the source of this 624-nucleotide messenger RNA. NCBI's taxonomy places the organism in Eukaryota, Metazoa, Nematoda, Enoplea, Dioctophymatida, Soboliphymatidae. The record is from the annotation of a GenBank genome assembly.